Molecule: messenger RNA, 1545 nt
Organism: Anopheles marshallii
Lineage: Eukaryota; Metazoa; Arthropoda; Insecta; Diptera; Culicidae
Product: chaoptin-like
Exons: 2
Coding region: 1-1545 (514 amino acids)
Molecular function (GO): protein binding
Source: RefSeq, a predicted model, not a curated record
AUGUUUCGGUACUGGGUAUUGGCGAUAGUUUGGGCGGUGCUAUCGGUAGCAUUUGCCGAGGAUAAUGAUUUUGUGGACGUGUGCUUCGAGCACGAAGGCGAAAAGCCUGCGCACUGCGAGUUUAUCGACUUUGACGAUGUGUUCGAAACGUCCAACACCGACAUUAAAUUCAACUGGAGCUUCAUUACGAAGAUGAGUAUCAGCAACAAGAAGAUAAUCGGUGUGCCGACGAAAAUGUUCGCCUCGCUGCCAAAUCUCGAGAGCUUCAUCGUGCUGAACAGCCUGUUCUACCGUGAGAUCGAUCCGAACAGCUUCGUCGACUGUAACAAGCUGAGCCAUAUUGAAAUUACCGGAACGAACAUCACGCUGCUGGAUUCGCACAUGUUUCCCAAAACACCCAAGCUCCAGUACCUGCUGUUUCACCACAAUCGUAUCGCCGAGAUAAAGCAUGAUGCGUUCGAGUUUCUCGGGGAGCUAGAGGAACUGAAUCUGUCCUACAACAAUCUAACCAGGCUGCCGAGCGGCGUGUUCCACAAGCUCCGGAAGCUCAAGACGCUCGAUCUCAACCACAACCGGUUGCUGCUGCUCAGCUUCGACAGUUGGUUCCCGCCGGACGGUGCCGUUGCGCUGACGUACCUUGAUGCGUCCUACAACCAGCUGGUCGACAUGUCCUGGACGGAGAUUAGCGUGCGGAAGGUGAACCUGAAGUACAACAACUUAACCACCGUGCACGUGAACGGGAACUGUAGCGAAUUCCACGCAUCCCACAAUGCCAUCGACACCGUCACCAUCGGCCGCAACUGUAGUCUGGAGAAGCUUUAUCUAGCCCACAACCGUGUGCAGGGAUUCGACUUUCUGAUUCGGUGUGCCGACACCCUGCGCUCGCUGGACGUUUCGUACAAUCUGCAGCAGAAAGGUGUCGAUUUCCUGCACCUCAAGCAGAUCACUGCACUGAACAUCGAGUGUACCAACAUUAGCCUCAACUUUAAGACGCUGCACGAUUUGCGGAAGUUGCGCUUCUUGGACAUUUCGUACAACAAUCUGAAGAGGAUCGAUCUGGAAAACUUAACGUCACAGCGGCUACUGGAGCGGCUAAUGGUAAGCGGCAACCCGAUCGCUAACAUCUCGAUCGGUUCAAUCAAGCGCAACUUUCCGAACCUGAAAUCGCUCGGCAUCUACGACCUGCCGUGGAACUCUACCUCGCUCUCGAUCGCGAUCGACGACCUGAAGAAGCAUGACAUCCAACCGUACAUACGCAGCGACUAUCUGUUUGAUGAGUCAAAGUGCCCGCUAAAGGUAACGCCAUCGUUCGGCAACGACACCGACCACGAGCUGGGUGAUGACGAUCGGUCUAGGGAUGGGCAUGGCCACGGUGGUGAUAAGACGGCCGAGUAUGUCGUCAUUGCCCUGCUGCUGUGCAUGGUCUGCGGUCUGCUGGGCAAAGUGUUCGUCGAUAGCCGAUACUUUCCCGUUUUUAAGGAACGCAUCCAACGAAGAUCGUCUGUUUCGCACGAGAGUUUAGUGUCGUGUGAUUUGAACGGCUAG